UUGCCAAGCAGUGUAUGUGGUCAGCUUGUUACUGAUGUUCUAGAAAAAACCGCUGCACUACCGAAUUUACGGAAUCGUGCAUUGCAAUUUUUGAACACAAAACUAUUACACGAGAAUUCAUUCGUAGUAACGAUGAAUGCGGACCAUCUGAACACUCUUAUUGAGAAGUUUAAUACAUGGAUUCAACCAAUUGGGGAUAAAAUUGACGUCAUUGUUUCAUCGGCCGUUGACUUUAAUAUUUUCUCACCUUUCAGUCCUAGUUCUCGUCUUUCUCCUUUCUUCAGAAUGACGACUGAUUUGUGCCAGAAAGCUGCUCAUACACUCAAAUUAAUUGCGCGCAGUAUGUCACCAGCCAUGAAACUCUCAGUUUUGUCCGAAACAUUGGAAUUAGCUAUUAAACUGGUAACUUCUUCAAAAAAUUGUUUCACUGAUGCAAUGUUUAUGUUGGGCAAAAUUAUCGUGAUUUCAGUAUCGGACAAAAUUAUCGUGAUUUUAUUGUUUGAGUGA
This is a messenger RNA of Gongylonema pulchrum, 507 nucleotides long. Lineage: Eukaryota; Metazoa; Nematoda; Chromadorea; Rhabditida; Gongylonematidae. The record is from the annotation of a GenBank genome assembly.